CGUCUUAUGUCGGGAAAAAUGCAUAACUCCCUCAGCCUGCUUGAUUGAAUGAUUUAACAUGAAAAUUGGCUAGUGUCAAAACAUUUGGGUUCAGUGAAAAUUCAAGAUGGAUGAAAGACAUUGGUGGAUUGCUGGAAAAAUCCAGGAAAGCUUCAAGCUUGGCAGCUAUGAUAAUCCGACCCUGCUCGAGGAUUUCAUGUGCGAAGAGACAACCUUAGCCAGAGUCAAUAAAUUCCUCAAAGCAGGCGGGCCUUGCCGUCUGUUCUUUUAUUGUGAGAAAUCUGAUGGAUCAGAGGUUACAACCAGAGAAAUUCAUUGCACUGGAAACUUAGCCACUCUCAAAGAUGUGGAGCUGGACAGAGUUACCGUUCUGUACUUUCUUCGAAACAGGACUGAGAAAGAUGUUGAUCCUAAUCGAAUGGAAAAGGAUAUAUUCUGCGGGGAACUGAAGCAUAACACAAUAGAAACACUCAAUGCUUUGCUUGCAGAUAUUUACAUCCCUCUUAUUCGAGCUCAGAAAGACUGGGGUCAGAGCAAUGAAGAGAGUCAAACAAGUCUCAUGCAUAGUAUGGACAAAUUUGUCACUGCCCUGAACGAGACUGCCGCAUCUAUGUCACAUUCAAAACAAUGGAUGCUGAGACAACCAGAGAAUGUGAUUCUCAAUGAUUUCAAACUUCAGAGAGCGGCAGCUCUGGACCCUCAUCUGAUUGGUCAGUAUGAGGAGCUGGUGACUGAGUGGAUGAAUACCAUUGAUGCUAUUCUUAGUGACACAUCUGAUGAAAGAUUUCUCGAUCCAAAUGCUGGGCCUCUGUCUGAGCUGGAAAGAUGGCGAAGGCGCCAGCGGCUGCUGACCAACAUCACAGAACAGCUCAAAGGGAAAGAAUGCAAGGCUGUGCUUGCUGUCCUCAUCACUGCCAAAUCAAGAUUACUGAAAAAGUGGAAGAUCACUGAUGCAUGUAUCACAGAUGCCAUGAAUGACACCAAAGACAAAGUGAAGUAUUUGGAAUCACUGAAAAGACAUUUUGAUCAGAUGUAUCAAGAUGCCAGUCCAUCUUCUAUCAUCAACGUUGCUCUACCUGGGCUAGCCAACACAAUCAAGCAAAUGGACUCAAUCUCACGGUUCUAUGCAAGGACAGGUUUCCUGGGCAUUUUACUCACCAAGGUGACGAACCAGCUGGUCCAGGCCUGCAAAGACUACAUCAAGCUGUCCACCCACAAUGUGAUGGAGGACAAAGAUGAACUGUGGGACAGGGUGGCAGAGGAAGUGUCCACAAGAGAUCUCUUGAACCAGGGGGACCCCAACAUGAGAGCUCUUGGCAAGCAAGUUGAGAACAAGCUGAAGACGCCGUCACGAGGCCGUCCCAAGGACUCGAGAGAAUCAACUAGUGUGGAAGACACACUGUUCUCCAGGCUCAGGUCCUGCCUUUCCCUGCAAGGCUUCUUCAGAGAUCUACUGCGGUCUCUCAGAGACUCUCUCGGAGCGUCGCAAACUCUCUCCCACUUUUCCUCUGUCAGCAGUUUCUCCACUGCUAACCAGCCGCACAAGAGACAAAGCAUAAUCCCAGGCUCCCGGAAUCAGAUGUCUCCAUCUAAGAAGGGAAAUGAUGGCACAGGACAUGGAGUCCCAAUUGCAGAUGAGGAUGCCAUUAUGGCUCAUUUUGACACUUUCUGUGCUCGAGUGCGACAAGUCUUGGAGGUUAUAAACACCAUGGCACAGUUCAACAUGAUGGGCAAAAGUUUGGUUGGGAUUCCUCGACCCCGAAAAGAGGACCUUAUUGUUGAUGACACCUCAGAGCCUGACUACAAGCAGAAAAAGGCCAAAGAUCCUCUCACUGAGUUACUGGAAAGGGAUGACUAUGACGAUGAUGACAUGUUGGGCCCUCCCAUUCAUGUGACGGCCCCAACUGACCGGCCCCUUCAUGCCAUUGACGAAGAUGAAGAGCAGGCCCAGAGCGAGGCUACAGACAACAAGACAAACACCAACACCGAGCGCAGCCAGCGUGAUGACCACCAGGACUCUGGCAACGAUGGUCCCAAGGGCUUGACAGAGGAGGAGUUGGACAUUCUGAGAGAGUAUUACCCUGAAGAGGAAGACCUAGAAGGCCCCAGUGUGUCCAGUGUUGUGGAGCAGCACGUCAACAAGAUGAACGAGGCCAUGAAGGAGUAUGUCACUACCAAGACCAUGCUAGAUGUGGAGUCAAAGGACAAAGACCGCUUCGACACUCAUUACAAAUCAUUCCAAUGCAUCGUUCAAGAUCUCGAAAAAUUUCUCUGCGCAUACCUUCAUGUCAUUUUCAUGAGAAAGAUGAAGACCCAGCAAGGACUGGAUGUCAUCACCAAGUUCAACCCCAUUGCUGGCCGAUCUGGUGUGAGGGGCACUGUGGCGGAGAAGUAUGUCGAUAUCUUUGGAUGGUACGAGGGAGAUCUCGAUGAAGUGCAGAAGAUUUAUGAGAAACACAAGGAGAGCCCAACCAUGGUCAGGAAUGCUCCCCCGGUGGCCGGCGCCAUCUACUGGUCACGGCAACUCCUGAAACGUAUCGAAGACCCCAUGAAGGUCUUCCGAGACAACAAAGCAGUCACUUCUCUGUCAGACUUCAGCCGUCAGGUUCGCAUCUACAACCGACUGGCUACAGCCCUCGUCACAUUUGAGAGUCUGUGGUUCACCCAGUGGAAGAACAACAUCGAGCAGGCCCGCAGUGGGCUGAGAGCUACUCUGUUUAUUCUGCACCCAGAAACAGGGGACAUCAUUGUCAACGCGGAUGAAAGAGUUCUGGAGCUGAUCCAUGAGGCCAAGUGGAUGACCCGCCUGGGCAUCCAGAUCCCAGAGUCGGCCAUGUCGGUCAUGGAGCAGGAGGGACGCUUCAAGAACUACAAGGGGCACCUGGAGCUGGUGCUCAGUGACUUCAAGGAGGUGUGCCAGUCUAUCCCAGGGCCUCUGCUGAAGCUGUUCAAACCUCAUAUUGAGUACGUCCACCAGCAGCUCCAGCCUGGACUCAGCACCCUGGCCUGGAACAGCAUGAACAUCGAUGCGUUCUUGCACCAGAUCCACUCGGCGACUGAGCGUCUCAAGAACAUGAGCACCAAGGUCAAUCAGCUGAUGGAGACCAAGGUCUGUGGAAUGAUUGUCACCAUUGAGGAUUUCUGCCUCUAUGACAUGGACAUGGCAUUUUCACGCACCUGGCCUGUGGAGAACUUCAACAAGGAAAUGAUGGAGAGCAUUGAUGAGCGAUCAGUGACCCUACAGAACUAUGUGGAAACUGUGCUGGAAGGACUGCAGGGAGUGGCCAAUAUGCUCACCACCAAAAAGCCUGACAGCAAGCAGGCCUUGAAGGAGAAGAAGCUGCAGCUGAUGCUGGAUGAUGAUGAGCAUGAGAAGGAGAAGCAACUGGCCGCCAUGGAGGAAGCUUAUGUUGUUGAGUUGAUCGCUCACUUCAAAGACCAGGUGUUCCAAGCUGUGCUGGGGGCCACCACCAAGUCCCUAGCCUGUCUGGCAGAGGCGGCCGGCUGUACGGGUGAGGUUGUCCGUGCCUUCACCCCUGUGUCCAACCACGAGUCCCACAGUGAGUGCAGCUCCCCGUCGCCGCGGGCUGCCUAUGGCAACUAUUUCAGUGGCAGUGCCGGCAACAGUCGUGUCAACUCGGCUCAGAGUGGCGGCAGACAGUCUCAGACAUCGGACCGACCUGCCAGCAACAUGACCAACUUGUCUGAAAUGACCUGGUCACCUGGGGAGAAUGCAGUGCUCAGCACGCCUUUGCAGUUUGAAGUGAAUGUGAAAUUCUCCAUUCCCAACAUCAUUGUUGAGCCAACACUGGAUGUUGUGCAGAAGUCAAUCUCUGACGUCACCAACGCCAUCCUGGAAGCUAACAGUGGCAAGUUUCUUAUUACAAUAAUUGUAUUACAUCUUUAUGUUUAG
This is a messenger RNA of Aplysia californica (California sea hare), 3913 nucleotides long. RefSeq names its product dynein heavy chain 5, axonemal-like. Gene Ontology annotation, molecular function: dynein intermediate chain binding; minus-end-directed microtubule motor activity; dynein light intermediate chain binding. Lineage: Eukaryota; Metazoa; Mollusca; Gastropoda; Aplysiida; Aplysiidae. The record is from RefSeq and is a predicted model, not a curated record. Gene Ontology annotation, biological process: microtubule-based movement. Gene Ontology annotation, cellular component: dynein complex. Bases 107 to 3913 code for a protein of 1268 amino acids. The transcript has 21 exons.